AUGAAGGUCCUUACCAAAGAAGAAGAACAGGCACAUUACAAUGCCACCAUCAAGGGCGGAUCCAUUGCCGGUCUUAUCGGUACCACAAUCGGUGCGGUGGGUGUCAUAGGUGCUAGCAGGAGGUUUCCCGCUUUCCGCGCCCUUACCAUCCCCUUCCGAACCUUCCUCGUCGCAUCCACUGGAACUUUCGUUGCCGUCCUCGGCGCCGAUCGUGCCUCCGCUCAAUACGACAUCGAUCACAACCCCGAAAAGCAGCGCGAAAUCGCCCGCGAGAAGGAACGUGAGGAGAAGCUCAUUGCCGGCAAGACCACUCUCGAGCGCGCAAAGGAAUGGGCUGAGGAGAACCGUUACCCCAUCAUCUUCGGCUUUUGGGUACUCUCCAUGGGUGGAUCCUUCAUCGCCGUGAACCGCAACAAAUAUCUCUCUGGCUCCCAGAAACUCGUUCAGGCACGUAUGUAUGCACAGGGCGCGACACUCGCCGUCUUGCUCGCCUCCUUUGCUUUCGAGACAAACGACGCAAAGAAGGGCAAGGGUCGGUGGGAGACUAUCAAGGUCAUCGACCCCAACGACCCCGAGCACAAGCAUUUGAUCGAGAAGAGAAUCCAUCACGAGCGCUAUGCCGGCGAAGAUCAAUGGAGAGAUAUGGUCGCGGCUGAGGAAGCUCGCCUCGAAGCCAGAAAAGCUGAGGCAAAGGCACAACAGAAGGCUGAAUAG
This is a messenger RNA of Aaosphaeria arxii CBS 175.79, 714 nucleotides long. RefSeq lists its product as uncharacterized. The transcript has 4 exons. Lineage: Eukaryota; Fungi; Ascomycota; Dothideomycetes; Pleosporales. Gene Ontology annotation, cellular component: mitochondrial inner membrane. Gene Ontology annotation, biological process: mitochondrial respiratory chain complex IV assembly. The record is from RefSeq and is a predicted model, not a curated record. Bases 1 to 714 code for a protein of 237 amino acids.